GAAUGGAAAUAAUUCCUAUAUUCUCUAAACUGUGUGUUAGUAUUAUACUAGGAAAAGCUGACAAAGUAUGAACUACCACUGGCAUUAGCAUAAAACAGAUGACACAAGAUACAGAUUCAUCUGCCAGGAGAACACAUUUGUUUUGCACAUCAAAACCUUUGGACUGGAAGAAAGUGAAUACACAUUUUCGAACGCUAUGUAGUUGUCACUGCAAAAAAAACUGUAACUGCAUAGGAGAGGAGCUCUUGGUCCUAAAACAUAAAAUGGGGAGAGUCCAAAUAGAAGAUUUUGUAGCUGGAUACCUUGGAGGGGCUGCUAGUGUUAUUGUGGGACACCCCUUGGAUACUGUUAAGGCUCGACUACAAGCUGGUCAAGGAUAUGGAUCUACAUUUAACUGUAUUCAAACAAUUUACAGGAAUGAAAGUGUUGCUGGAUUCUUUAAAGGAAUGUCCUUCCCUUUGGCUACCAUUGCAAUUUAUAACUCAGUAGUAUUUGGUGUAUUCAGCAAUGCGCAGAGAUUUAUUAGUCAAUAUCGAGAUACAAGUCGAAGACAUCCUCCAGAUCUUAUAGAUGUGACUUUUGCAAGUAUGUUAGCUGGAUGUGUUUCAGUGGGAAUUGGUGGACCAGUGGACCUUGUAAAGAUAAAACUGCAAAUGCAAACUCAAUGUGCUUCUUCAGAGGUUGUAUCACUGACUCAGAAUACAUCCAUACAUCAUUAUAAAAAAACCUACAAAGGUCCAGUACAUUGUGUGAACUGCAUCCUGAGGAAGGAAGGCCUUUUGGGGAUGUAUCGUGGAGCAGGAGCAAUGGUUCUGAGGGACAUUCCAGGAUAUUGCUUGUACUUUAUACCCUACAUAUAUUUAAGCGAAUGGCUGAAAUUAGAUCAUCACACAACGCCAAGUGCUUUGUCUGUGUGGCUGGCCGGUGGCAUUGCAGGAGCUAUUUCCUGGGGCACUGCUACUCCAAUGGAUGUAAUAAAGAGUCGUCUUCAAGCAGACAGUCUGUAUAACAGAAAAUACAGAGGAGUCAAAGACUGCAUUAAGCAAAGUUACUCUAAUGAAGGUAUUCAGGUAUUUUUCAGGGGAAUCACAGUAAAUGCCAUACGAGGCUUUCCAAUGAGUGCUGCAAUGUUUUUGACCUAUGAACUUUCAUUACGAGCCCUGAAGACAAGCAAGGAAUCAAAUUAAACACCUUUUCAAGAAAGUUAUAUUUUUAAGUUUGAUUUUGUUUCUUUUUGACAUUACAUUUCUUCAAUCUAUUGUUAUUAUAACAUAUGACUUGUGUAAUAAAAAGAGGAUAAUUA
This is a messenger RNA of Bufo gargarizans (Asiatic toad), 1303 nucleotides long. Its product is annotated as solute carrier family 25 member 48-like. Bases 99 to 1187 code for a protein of 362 amino acids. Gene Ontology annotation, molecular function: transmembrane transporter activity. The transcript is spliced from 7 exons. Gene Ontology annotation, cellular component: mitochondrion. The record is from RefSeq and is a predicted model, not a curated record. Gene Ontology annotation, biological process: transmembrane transport. NCBI's taxonomy places the organism in Eukaryota, Metazoa, Chordata, Amphibia, Anura, Bufonidae.